This is a messenger RNA of Zeugodacus cucurbitae (melon fly), 5998 nucleotides long. Its product is annotated as band 4.1-like protein 4B. Gene Ontology annotation, molecular function: cytoskeletal protein binding. The record is from RefSeq and is a predicted model, not a curated record. Gene Ontology annotation, cellular component: cytoskeleton. The transcript is spliced from 11 exons. Lineage: Eukaryota; Metazoa; Arthropoda; Insecta; Diptera; Tephritidae. Bases 757 to 3858 code for a protein of 1033 amino acids.
UGGUAAAAUUACAACUCUGAAUUUUUUCAUUUUGGCUUGAUGUGCUGUUGGCUUUUUCGGUUUAAAUAAUUUUAUUAAUUGCUUCAUAUAAAGUUAAUAAAAUGUAAAUCCAAUAACUUAAAAGCACCAGUGAAGUAUUGCGAAAAGAUUUUACCAAUUUCGGUUCGAGUUUAUUCAUUUCUGUGCAUUUUAUUUGCGGCCUUCAUACCAGAAACAACCUGUGAAACUUGUUUUUGUUGUUGUUGUGUUCGAUAAUUCAGAAGAAAAGUCUCGGUCGUGUUCUUGUAUGAGGAGUGGCUGAAUUUGUGAAGAAGUUAAAAAGUGACAUAAACGUCAAAACAGCGGCUAAAAAGUGCUUAGAAAAUUUGUGAUUGGGUAUUGGGGAAAUCGCAGGCGAAGUCUAAAAAGACAAAACUGAUACCCACCAAAAAGCAGUAAGAACAGGAUCAGUAGGUUUGUGCCAACGACGUACAAGUUUAACUUUAAAACACAGACGCAAACAAUUGUGGGGCGGUGGCGGCGGCGCAGUUGUCGUAUUUGAACCAACUACAAGUUGCUGCAUCAACUCUGGCUUGACGUUAGCUUAAAGUAAGACAGAAUUAGGAUACGAACUGGGAAAAUUUAUAACAACGACGACGAUACCGAUUGGACAUAUAUAGCAACAACUUUAAUGAAGUAGAUAAGACGCGUGUUUGUGAGAGGUGUCGAAAGUGGUUUGGCGAAUGCUUGUGUUCAUGUAAAAUUUGCUAGCGGGAAAUGUUGCGCUUUUUAAGUCGUCGGAAGGUGCGUAGCAACUAUGUGGAAAGCAGAGGAGGCGUUGCCGGUGGUCCAGGCGGAGCUGGUGUCACAAAUGCAAACAGUAGUAGCGGCACGCAAAUUAAGGCUCAGCGUAUGCCAGUCAACAAAAAUAAAAUCGAAUGUCGUGUAGUGCUUUUAGACAACACUGAUCUCUCCAUCGAACUAUCAAAAAAGGCACUCGGUUGCGUUUUAUACGAGCAAGUAUUCUAUGCAUUAGAUGUAAUCGAAAAAGAUUACUUCGGCUUGCAGUUUACCGAUGCGAAUCAUGUUAAGCACUGGCUAGAUCCUACUAAGCCUAUAAAGAAGCAAGUGAAGAUCGGACCACCAUACACUUUUCGUAUGAAAGUUAAGUUCUAUUCAUCGGAGCCGAACACAUUACGCGAGGAGUUGACACGCUAUCUAUUCUUCCUACAAUUGAAACAAGAUCUACUAGAAGGACGCUUAGAUUGUCCCGAUGACAAAGCUGCUGAAUUGUGUGCGCUCGCAUUGCAAUCUGAACUUGGUGAUUACGAUGACCAGGUGCAUACAGCGGCCACAGUUUCGGAAUUCCGCUUUGUACCGGAACAAACUGAGGAUCUCGAAAUUGCCAUAUUGGAGGAGUAUAAGACAUGUCGUGGUCUGACACCGGCGCAAGCAGAAACUGCCUACUUAAAUAAAGCUAAAUGGUUGGAUAUGUAUGGCGUUGAUAUGCACACAGUCUUGGGUAAAGACGGUUGUGAGUAUCAUUUAGGUCUAACACCAACUGGUAUUUUGGUUUUUGAACGUGAUCAAAAAAUCGGCUUAUUCUUCUGGCCGAAAAUAAGUAAAUUGGAUUUUAAAAAAAAGAAACUCACGCUAAUCGUUAUCGAAGAUGAUGACGAAGGACGCGAACAGGAACACACUUUCGUCUUUCGUUUAUACAAUGAGAAGGCGUGCAAACAUCUGUGGAAAUGUGCCGUAGAGCAUCAUACAUUCUUCCGUUUGCGUGCGCCUGUCAAAGGACCAUCCGCACGUCAAAACUUCUUCCGUAUGGGUUCACGUUUUCGCUACUCUGGACGCACCGAGUUUCAAACCACACAGCAAAGUCGUGCGCGACGCACUGUACAGUUUGAGCGACGUCCGUCACAACGUUUCGCCAGUCGACAAUCGCAUCUGCUACGUGAUCGUCAGAAAGCAUCACAAGAAGCGGCUGCCUCUGCGGUAGCCGCGGUGAAUGCACGUGCCGCAGCAGCCGCCGCUGCCGCAGUUGAACCGGCAAACACUACGCUCGACUCGCUGCUCACGAACACAUCCGCAAUAGAGCAACCGUCCAUCGCAGCUACACCCUCGCCAUCCAUACAAACGGUAAUUUACAAUGGCAAUGCGGAUUUGUUAAAUGACACGGCCACAUGCAGUGCGGCUGCUGGGCGUAGCAGCAGCAGUGGUGUGCGUCGUAAUUCCAUGCGCUCGGAUUCGAGUGGCGAAGAGAGUGGCUACACUAAACUCGAUUGUUUCAAUAAGGAAGGCUUGGCAGUGAAGCUUGAUACUGAUUCGAUUGGCGCCACCAGUAGCGUAUAUCCACCAACUAGCACGAAGAAUGCCGAUGAUACCAAUCCGUUUAGAAAUAAUGCCUCCUCGCAUCACGGUUCCUUUGGCAAGGCUUCCAUUAGCUCGGGCUUCAGCAUUAGAAGUGCCUUAUCGGACAAAGAUAAAGAGCUAGAUUCAUUACUUAAGUCCAUUGUUAAAGAUCCAUCCCCAUCUAUACUAGCAACUGAAGCUAUUAAUGAUGCUAACAGUAUCAGGGUAACGAUAAACAAAACUUUCGAUAUGGAACAUAACACAGAGACACUGAAACGUCUUUCCAGCUCGGAUAAGCCGAAUAAUCAAGUGAAGCUUGCGAAUGUUGGUGGUGGCGCAUUGCCGCCCGGACACAUAAAAUGCAAUAUUUUGAAGGCGCGCGUUGAAGAGGAGCUCGGCAGCGGCGUGCACUCGAAUGCCAAUACGAAUGCGAAAAUGACAAAUCAAAUGUUUGUGCCCGCGCCAAGCACUGUGCAACACAACAACAGCAAUAGCAUAUUUAGCAGUAUUAAUACGAACAACAACAAUAACACGAUGUAUAGCAGUGAUGGCCCAGACUCAUUGAAUGCCACCUACAUCUCUGUGGGCGGUGAUAAACUAACUUUGAGCAUAACGGAACAAAAGCCAACGAGCAGCACCGCAAUCACUGUGGGCAAUGGCAAUGCCGAUGCGAGCGCAUCAAGCGCAUAUGUUGCAGAUACGUCUGUUGUUUUGCCAUCGCCCACAUCACCAACGGCGCGCAAGAUAACCGCUUCCAAAACGACAAUCUCGCCAUUUUCCAAUGCCACAUUCAUAUCCGAAUUCAAUAGCAUGAGUCCCACCAACGCCACAUCGUCGUCGUCUUACAAUACCAAUACGCAUACAAGCACAGUUUUCACCACAACCACACAAACACCGAAUCCUGCCAACGCCAACGAAACGUUUUCAAUACGUAAAGGUAAUGCCAAUGCAACAAGUGACAAUCUGUUGUUGACACCCAACACGCCAACAACAAAUAUUGCCACCAUUACCACACCGCCACCGACGCCAACGCACACAUUCAGCGCCACAGCGGCGAGCAAUGCCUCCGCUGCUGAGCGUUUAAUUAACGAGAUUUUCAUUAAUAACAUUAUAAAUAAUAAUGUGCGCGCAACGAAUGAGAAGAAGUCGGCCAGCAGCAGCAGCAGCACCCUCAUCGGUAAGCACAAUGAGGUGGAAUUGGUGAACAUCGAUGGCGGCGGUGGCAACAAGUCGCCAACCAAGCCAUCCGCCGGCACAACGCUGUUCUCCACCUUGCGCGAGCAGGAGCGUCAACAGCAGCAUGUGAACGAUGUGACUAACGAGCAGGAGCGCUGUGAAACUGAUGCGCAAAUGCUAAUGAAAAAAGAAAUCGAGAAUAAGCAUCAAAAUAAUCACUCCGUCACACAUAUACCGAACAACAGCGACAUGGUAUCACCUUGGUUAGUGUCCUCGGAAGUGGUUUCGGCGCCUAAAGGCAAGGAACCCACAAUUAUACGAAAAUCUGUUAUAACGACGCAAUUAUAAGUGCUCAAUUUACUGAAGAUUAAAUUAGUUAGAAAACCACAACAAGCGAUGUGCAACAUUUAAGUUGCAUUAAAAAUCAAAACAAAAAAAAUUAUUAGAAAUUUAUUUAUUGAAAUUUUCGAAAGUGUAUGCCAAUACCGAAAUUAGAAUAUAAUUUCAUUAAAGAGGAUAUAUAAAACUUUCCAGAAGUUAGAGCAGUAGUGAAAGGAAAUGGUAUACAAGGAUAUAAAAUAAUUAUGUGGCAGCAAGGCAUAAGUGCUUAACUUGAUUUUAUAAAGUUUUGAAAACGGUAGUAAAAAAAUUUUAAUUUUUGAAGUUUUUAGUGUUGAAAAUCAAUAACAAAUAAUAUAAUUUUUUUUUUUUUUCAAAAUAUUUUGUUUUCUAAUUUUUUUCAAAAAUAUUUUUUUUUUCCAAAUUUUUUUCAAAAAUAUUUUUUUUUUUCAAAUAUAUUUCAAAAAAGUUUUGUUUUCAAAUAAAAAAAAAAUUUCAAAAUUAAAAAAAAACAAGCAAGCAAAAAACAAAAAAUUUUUUUUAAAUGUUUUUUCAAAAAUAUUUUUUUUUUCAAGUUUUUUGUUUAAUUUUCUUUUAAUUUAUUUCAACAAUAUUUUUAUUUUUCAAAUUUUUUUCAAUAUUUUUUUUUUUUAAUUUUUUUCAAAAAUAUUUUGAAAUGCAGCUAAUUUAUUUCUACCAAUAAUUGAAGCAAUCUUCUAAAUCAAUAUUAACGCUUAUGCCUUUUCAACAUAAUUUUUUUUGCUCAAUAGCAUUUUAAUUACGUUAAACGAUAUUCCAUUGCUAGCAUAAUGCUUUAUGCUUUCAUGCGUACUUAAUUACAGCAUUCCAUUUUACUAUUUAUACUUACAUAUACAUACAUACAACACUUUGGCGUAAUUAAAAUAUACUAUACACAUAUAUGUAAAUGUUUAGAGACUAUGCGCAGCUCAUUAUGUACUUAAGUUUACUUCGAAAGAAUAUUAUGUAAAGUGAAAAUCACUAACACACAUACAUACAAUACAUGUGUAUAAACAACAAGAACAACUGAACAAUGAUAAAACGUAACGAAUGUUUGUGCCUUAUUGUACUACAUACCUACAUAUAUACAUACAUAUAUAGUGUUCCAAAUCUAACUAAAAACUAAAGCUAAAGCAAUUGUUGCGCAUAAGUACCCGCCUGAAAAGCAUUUGAAAAGAAAAAAUCUUAUCAUACAUGUCCAAUUGAAAAUAAGUGAUUAUAGCGAAACUACUUAGAGCCACCAAUGAAUGGCAUUUGAACUUAAACGGGGUUUGUGGUGUUCGAAUUGACAAUGUUUUAAUUUCAUAUUGCAUUAUUUAUAUACUCUUGGUUAAUAAUGCAAGGCAGUAAGUGUGCAGAAUGCGUCACAUAAAUCAAUUUUAUAGCGUGCGCGCUCGCUUGUAAACGCAAUUAAUCAAUUUUCGCGCGAAAAUAUUUAUUGUAUUAUUUUUGUGUGUAGACAAGUUGCGUUGACACUUGCCAUAAGCGGUAAUAAUACAUAUUUGAAAGCAUAAAUGCCACACACUGAUAUUUUGAUAUACUUAAUAAAUAAUAAAUUGCUUAACGGUAGUUAUAUAAUUGGUGGAGCGUAAUUAUUUGCGAUAUGACAAAUUAAGUAAUUAGUAGUGCGAAUUGGAGAUAUUUGAGAUAUUUCUUUGUAGUAAACGAACAAAAUAUAAAAAGUACAACGAUUAAUUGAGUAAUUAUUAAUUUUUUUUUUGAAAAUUCGAAAUUUUUUUUUGAAAAACGUUACAAGUUCAUUAUAGUACAAUUAUCGCAGCUAAAAUUGCGCAUUUUUUAUAAAUACUUAAAAAGUAUAAGAACUAAAUUUCAAAAAUAUACAUUCGCUUAUGGUGCUAAAGGAGCAGCUAAAUACUUUAAAACGUCCAUUUUUAAUUUUAUUUCCCCUAAACUUGCUCAAAAAGUAAAAAAAAAAUACAAAAUUUUUAAAUAAUUAUUUAAAUUAAAUAAAAAGUAUACUUAAAACUGUAAUAUUUAAUAUACAAAGCUGACACAAAAGAAAAAUAAUAACUCGCGAAAAAAUAAUUAUUUGAUACACCACAAACCUCCGCCUUAAUUAACUAACCUAACUACUACCUUGUUAUUGGCAUUAGACAUACUAUAUACAUAC